AUUUAUCAGUGUGAUAUAUUUAAGAGAAUCCCAACUCCCUACAAUAUGAAACUUUUGAUUUUCAAACUGGGACCUAAUUCUGAAGUUUGAGCAGAGAUGAUGAUAUCUCUGCAAAUUCUAUCCCCUUUGCCUUCCUCCCACUUCAUAAACCCUAAUCCCCUUUCACUCCAAUGCUCCAAAAACCCUAAUUUCUACCCAAAAUCUUUCUCCGAAACCCCUUAUCUUGUAAAAUCAACGCAUACCCAUUUCCUCUCUUUCCCCAAAAACUCCAACUUGAAACUUAAAACCUCACUAAGAUUAAAACUUUCGGUUCAAUUUCAGAGAUUAAUUUGUUAUGGGGUUAAGGAUUCUGAUGAAGAGACUAAAGCAGUAGUGGAUUCUGGUGGUGAUGGUGGGGGAGGUGGAGGUGGAGGUGGGGAUGAUGGUGAUGGUGAUGCUGAUGGGGAGAUGGAGAAAAAAGAUGGGAUUUUGCCAGAGUGGUUAAAUUUCACUACUGAUGAUGCGAAGACUCUGUUUGCUGCUGUUGCCGUUUCCCUUGCAUUUCGUUCUUUUGUAGCAGAGCCAAGAUUCAUUCCUUCUCUGUCCAUGUAUCCAACAUUUGAUGUUGGCGAUCGUGUUUUUUCAGAGAAGGUUUCAUACUAUUUCAGAAAGCCAUGUGUAAAUGAUAUAGUGAUCUUCAAAAGUCCACCAGUCCUCCAGGAAGUUGGAUACACAGAUGAUGAUGUCUUCAUAAAACGAAUUGUUGCAAAGGAAGGUGAUACUGUGGAGGUCCAUGAGGGGAAGCUUAUAGUAAAUGGAGUUAUGAGAAGUGAAAAGUUUAUUCUUGAACCUCCUUCAUAUGAGUUGACACCUAUUCAUGUACCUGAGAACUCUGUUUUUGUGAUGGGUGACAAUCGUAAUAACAGUUAUGACUCACACGUAUGGGGUCCCCUUCCUGCAAAGAAUAUAAUUGGAAGAUCAAUCUUCCGCUAUUGGCCACCUUAUAGGAUUGGCCGCACAGUUCUUGAGACUGGCUGUGCUGUUGAUAAGCAAGAUAGCACUUCUUCAUCUAAAUAGUUUGAGUCUAUCGGAAGAGUUUAUUUAUUUUUGGAUAUUCACAAUCUUUUUAUUCUGUAUUUUUUUUUUUUUUGCCUUUAAUAUUGUCACCAUUUUUUAACAAGAUCUGUAAGAGCAUUCUUCGCUUGAUAGAGGUAGUUCUUGCUGGGGAAAGUUUUUUUGCCCCUUUUUAA
Molecule: messenger RNA, 1229 nt
Organism: Populus trichocarpa (black cottonwood)
Lineage: Eukaryota; Viridiplantae; Streptophyta; Magnoliopsida; Malpighiales; Salicaceae
Product: chloroplast processing peptidase
Exons: 5
Coding region: 97-1056 (319 amino acids)
Biological process (GO): thylakoid membrane organization
Cellular component (GO): chloroplast thylakoid membrane
Molecular function (GO): serine-type endopeptidase activity
Source: RefSeq, a predicted model, not a curated record